AGGGGCGGGGCCGGAUCGGGAGGGCGCUGAGCCGGCGACCAGCUCAGCGCCCAGAGCCUCCGAGGCGCGGCGGGAGCGCAGCGAGUGCUGGGCGCUCCGAAGGCUCCCGCGACCCGAGGUCGCUUGUGCUCGUGCUCGGAGCUCUCCCGCGGCCCGACGGCUUCCGCGGCCCGAGGUCUCUAGUGCUCCGAGAUCUCCCGCCGUCCGAGUUCCCCCGUGGCCCGGGGUCUCCGCCCCCACCAUGCGGCCGAGGAGAGAUUCAGGAAGAAGCAAUCAGAGCGAUGGUGGGCAGUGAUGUCUGGCUCAGCUGCAUGUACCCCGAAGGAAACACCUUCGAUUUAAAUGACCUUUAUGUUUACUGGCAAAUCAGUGUGCCGGGCAAACAGAACACCAACUCUGUGGUGACUUACUACCUCUCGGGAAACAGCUCUGCCGGCCACGUUAACAACCACUACAAAGACCGGGCCCGGCUGUCCCUGGACGGCAUGAAGCAGGGCGACUUCUCUCUGCACCUGCACAAUGUCACUCCCCAGGAUGAGCAGAAGUUCAACUGCCUGGUGUUUCGAAAAUCCUUAGAAUUAGAAAAGAUUUUGGAAGUCACGGUCACGCUAAACGUGGCAGCAAACUACAGCAUGCCGGUGGUCAGCGGCCCAUCCCAGGACGAGGAGCUGGUCUUCACGUGCACGUCCACGAAUGGCUACCCGUGGCCCAGAGUGUACUGGAUCAACAAGACGGACAACAGCCUGCUGGACGACGCCCUGCAGAACAGCACCGUGUCCCUAAACGCGCGGGGCCUGUACAACGUGGUCAGCGUCCUGCGGAUUGGGCGGAGCCCCCCCGUCGACGUGGGCUGCUGCAUUGAGAACGUGCUUCUUCACCAGAACCUGACCAGCGGCCAGACGGAAAUGUUCACGGGAACCAAGGACAGCAUCACAGAGGACCCAGUGGACGACACCCAAGAUGCGGUGAACCGGCCGGUGCUCAGCGUCCUUGCUGUGCUAGUCGUGGCCGUGGCCGUGGCCGUGGCCACGGGCUGGCUGUGCAGGCGGAGAUGUCCCUACAGAAGCUACGCAGGCGCCCAGGCUGCGAGACCGGAGCUGGAGCUCACGGGUCAGUUUGCCAGGAGGGAAGGAGACCCGUGGAGGAAGCGUGGGUCCACGGGCUCGGGCGAGCUGGGCGCUCCACACUCUCUGUGCCCGCCUUUCAGCACGGGUGCUACUCGAUGACCAGGAAAUAGGCGUUUCCAGUUUCAGAGACGGUGAAAUCCCAAGCGAAGGCCUUGUCCCCCUGGCCUUCCUUGGCGUGUAAGCCCGUCCUCUCGCUGACACUGUGCUAUGGGAUUUUCCAAAUGUACAGCCACGCGUACAUGUCAGCAGAGAGCCUGGGACCACAGCCCCGCUGCCCCUCCCCAGCUGCCCGGCUCAUCCUCCUGUUCUCCCUCGUCUCAGCCCCACCCCUCGGGGGCGGGGCCUCUCCAGUGAGUCCAGACCCUUUGUUCAGGCACCUCACCGGCCAAGAGCAAAGGUCAGAGUGAUUCCCGCCCCAGUUUGGGAAAGUAGCCACACGCAGGGCCUUCAGUUUCGGUUUCCUACUGGCAGGUGCCUCGGGCUGCCAGGCCUUGGUGGUCAGGCCAGCGGGCUCCACGCCUGAGGCCAACAACCAUGCCCUGAGCCCCGUUUCUCCACCUGUGAGAAGGGUCGUCGGGGAGGGUGGGCCCGAGGUGAGCACGACCCACACGGCAGUGGCCGCCCACCUGUUCACCCAGGUGAUUCCGGGGCACGCGGCUGCCUGGGGCUGCAGCAGAUUCCCUCCCGAGGCUGCUUUCAGACCAUGCGGGACACGGCUUGCUAAAGAAUCCGGGCCUGCUGACCCGAGAGUCCGAUGCAGCGCCCGUCUGCAGGCGUUUUCAACCCUGUUUUCACCGUCCUGGUUCCUGAGAAGAUGAGUCUCUGCUUGCAGAGAGAAUGAGCCAGCUCUGUGCUCAUGCCCCUCUCCUCUUUCCUUCCAAGAGCACGUGUGAUGAGAGCUCCCCCAGGACGUGCCACCAGUGGGGACGUCGGGUGGCAGCUUGAGAAUUGACCCGGGCAGGCUGGACAGAGGACACCAUCUGCGCCCGUAUUGGGGGCUGCACGGACACUGGGCCACCUGGCCUUGUGGGGACACGCAGGCGCCCCCUGGAAGGGCCGCGCUGACCCCAGGGAGCACGUGGCGGGCACUGACCUGAUCCUGGCAGCCCUUUCAAAAGGUCGGCAACUCCUCGGGGAUACGUGUGCCCCCAAGUAGGUGGGCUGCCCACCUUCGCUGCCAAACACAGAACAAGAAAAGCAUUGUGACGGCUCCUUUCCACCACCAGCCCCCAGAGCCUGCAGCGCUUCUCAGCAUCCUGGACCGGACGGGUUCCUGAGGCCACUCUCUUCCGGGAUGACCUGCGCUAGGCCGUGUUCACUCCAGGUUCAGGGGCCGCGUGCUGGCUCUGCCGGUCAGCCUCCUGCCCCACCUCCGCCCUGAGGACCCGGCGUCUGUGCAGACGCGUCCUGAAGCACUGAGCGGGCGGCACCAGACAAAGCCCUGGAACUCAUGUCCCUCCAGAACACUCCCUGGGAGGAAAACCCGACCUCAUUUGUUGGUCAAAAGCUAGGUUUCCCUCCUCAAAAACACAAUGAAAAAACAAAAACAGUGGAAUUUUGGGAGAAGGUCUGUGCUGGGCGGUGCAGCUGGGCGUGGUGGCCCGGGGUUCCGCUGCGGGGGACAGGCAGGCAGGGCUGGGACACACAUCUCCAGAAGACACCAGCAUGGACAGGUGACCGUCACAGUCCUUCAAACUGGGGCCGUGAGUGGACGGUGGCGGCCUUCCGGCCGCGUGGUCGCCUUUCUUCAAACGCAGAAGCAGUUCCCUCGAAUCCUGCUGGGCAGCCCCUGC
Lagenorhynchus albirostris (white-beaked dolphin) is the source of this 2920-nucleotide messenger RNA. RefSeq names its product inducible T cell costimulator ligand (gene ICOSLG). NCBI's taxonomy places the organism in Eukaryota, Metazoa, Chordata, Mammalia, Artiodactyla, Delphinidae. The coding region runs from base 282 to 1226 and encodes 314 amino acids. The transcript is spliced from 5 exons. The record is from RefSeq and is a predicted model, not a curated record.